This is a messenger RNA of Ambispora gerdemannii, 518 nucleotides long. Lineage: Eukaryota; Fungi; Glomeromycota; Glomeromycetes; Archaeosporales; Ambisporaceae. The record is from the annotation of a GenBank genome assembly.
UUGUCGGGUUUUUUUCAACGCUAGCAAUAGCUUCGUUAGUCCAGCGAAUACCUGUGAAUACAAUUAAGGGUUCAGAAUUUAGCCCCGAAUUCAAUAGCUCCCGAUCAGUAGUUGCGUUUUUUGAAGGCCAUCAAAAUAACGUUCGUGGAUCUAUUACCUUCUCUGGAUUAUCGAAAGUGGACAAUACUCGAGUGAACGUAUUAAUCGAAUCCGGACUAACUAAUAAAUAUAUGUCUUAUGCUUAUCACAUUCAUGAGAGACCUGUUCCGCCAGAUGGAAAUUGUGAUGGUACUCUUGGUCAUUUGUCACCCAACGGAGUACCUGAUAGCUUUCAAUGUAAUCCUGCCAAUCCAGCUGCUUGCCAAGAAGGCGAUUUGAGUGGCAAACACGGAAAAGCUCCAGGGGUUCUAAGCGGCAAAUUCAGCCAAGAAUAUUACGACGAAUUUUUAAAAUGGGAAGAAAGUAAUUCAACUAUUUUCGGUCGAUCGGUGGUUUUUCAUUUUCCUAAUAGUAAGUAG